This is a messenger RNA of Fonsecaea multimorphosa CBS 102226, 3810 nucleotides long. RefSeq lists its product as uncharacterized. The transcript has a single exon. Gene Ontology annotation, biological process: protein export from nucleus; RNA export from nucleus. The record is from RefSeq and is a predicted model, not a curated record. Gene Ontology annotation, cellular component: cytoplasm; nucleus; RNA nuclear export complex. Gene Ontology annotation, molecular function: nuclear export signal receptor activity; RNA binding. Lineage: Eukaryota; Fungi; Ascomycota; Eurotiomycetes; Chaetothyriales; Herpotrichiellaceae. Bases 1 to 3810 code for a protein of 1269 amino acids.
AUGACAGAUCUAGCUACAGCCAACGGCACCACAAAUGGAGCACAUGGACAGUCCUUCGACACCUCCAAUAUUCUGGAAGCUUUACAAGUCAUCCACAACCCCACCACCAAGAAUGAAAUCCGGAGGCAAGCUUCGGAGUAUUUAGAGAGUCUGAAACUGAGCAAUGAAGCCCUUCAGUAUGGCUGCGCCCUCUCAAGUGACAAAGCGCAACCGCCUCUGGUACAACAUUUCGGACUCUCCAUGCUCAGCCAUAUCGUCCGGCAUGAGGUUCACCAACUCUCUGAGCAGCAAACCAAUCAACUACGGGAUUGUAUCAACGAGCUGGGCCGGUCGGUCCAGGACACGGAUUAUGUUUUCAUUCGUAACAAGAUAGCUGAGCUGUGGAUCGAGUUGGCCAAGCGCUACUGGGCCCUGGAUAUGUUCAGCUUGGAUGAGCAGUUGGUGUACUUGUGGGAACAAGACCUUGUCCGCAAAGACUUUGUUCUCACAAUACUGGAAAAUUUGUCCGAAGACAUCUUUGUCCGUGACGACAGCGUUGCCAUCAUGCGAGGGCGAGAUUUGAACUCCGCACUUGUCGAGAUCUUCACCUCCAGCUCAAACUUCGCAGGAGGCAUCAAGAUCGGCGAUAUUACCCACCACGUGCGUUAUGGUAAGGACGGGUGGCUCAUCAGAAUCAGGAACUUCCUUGAAGAAGCAAUCCAUGGCCCUAGCAUAGAGGGGCAGCUCAAGGAGGUCGUGCUGAAAGCUCUUGCCACUAUACGCUCAGCCUUCACUUGGGUCAUGACACCAGCUAUCGUUCAAUCAAUGGCUUUGGCAGUGACGUGUGGGUUCCUCACCCAGGCAGAUCCCGACCUCAUCAUGGCUGCCAUCGACAGUCUAGUGUCAUUGUACGGAAGAAUGCGGCUAGAAGAGCUCGAGGUGCAAGCUCUUGUGCAUCCUCUAAUUCAGCCAGACAGUAUCGCAACACUAAGACAACUAUACAGCUGGUCUGUUGUCUCGGUGAAUGAACUGGACAGCAGCAAGUAUGCCAUUUCGAAAAAGCUCUCGGAGUUGAUGUCCCUGUUUGCGGAUCACAUGUGCCAAUACAAACCUCCAGAUGCUGGCACCCUCGACCUUUUUCCCUUUCUGCGGUUCUUGACUAUGGUGGCCGGACAUGAAAGCCUGAUCGUUUCCAUUCCAGUCGUUCACUCCUGGGCCAAGAUGCUGGAGGUAGCGAGCUGGCGGGCAGUUCCCGCCGUAUCCCAAUGUAUUGGUCCGCUUCUGGAGGUAGCCUCACAACGACUCAUGCAGUACGACCAGCUUCCUGAUGAUACCCAGGAACCUGUCGUGAUUUUUGUGAAUGAAGAGAUCGAGCUCUUUCCGGAACGCCAUGGGUUCUUCCUGAAUUAUCGCAGGCUUUGCGCGGCUGUCAUCGAAUGGAUCUGUUUUGCACAACUGGAAGACGCGCUUCAUGCCGUCAUGAGUCGAGCUGAUGCUCUCUUAAGUGACAUCGAACUCGCGGAACAACAAUUCGACAUUACGAGGUAUGAACGCGUGUCGAUGCAUAUAUUACGCGCUGAUGCCUACUUUGCCAUGGUUGAUGCGGCUUUCAGAGGGUUUGAUCGAUGGCAGGGGGCACACCGAGAAAGUUCAAGUCCAGAAGAAGACCAGCUAGGACAAAGAAUGCGGGAAGAGAGCAAAGCUUGGAUGUUGAACAUGAUGAACAACAGACACUUCAAAGACCCAUCAAUCAGACAACGCCAGAUCAAGUCGGCAGUUGAAGCCUCCAAUCGAGCUCUGAAGAAGGACACGGGCUUCGCUUUUAGCGUUCUGGAGCACAUAUUGUCGUCGUUCAUCAUCGCUGGACAACAGGAUUCCAGCUAUGCAGAUGCCGUCGAGGACCUGCACAGCUAUGCUACAGGCGAGUUGAGGCGUUUGUCGUUGCAACAUGCCGACUAUUUUGUCACUUUCUACGACCAGCUGCAAGCGAAAUUCUCCGAUCUAAUAGAUCAAAUUAGCGCCAAUGAGCGGCUCCAGGUUGAUUUGAAGUCUACGCUCUUCUCUGUUAUCCAACAUGCAAACGGGGUCGACUACGCCCAACGUCAAGCUAAGCUCGAAGAGUUUCUUCGGCCCAUUGCCGCAGCCUGGGCGAGCCAAGAUUUUCAAUCUGCCCUGAGCAGCUUGGAGUCGUUUGCCCAUUUUCAAGGGUUUGAUCAGGUUGGGCCGUACCUGGCGUCUUUGGAAGCGGGCAAGAUUGAAGAUUGGUCGGCAGUUCCCUACGACAAUCGCGGGGUGCAGAUCCAGAAUGAAAUGUUGUCUGCCUAUGCACGACUACCUCUUCGAGCGACGCGGAUUUUUCUAAGCAUAUCGACCGACAGACUCGAACAAGGAUCUCAGCUCCACAACAUAAUAUGUGAUUUGUGGUCACCCAUGGUCCCCACGAUGCUGGAGUAUGUUCUCCGUCUUACGAGCUAUAACCACCAAUUGCACAAUCCCUCCUCAUGGCCGAAUGUUCCCCCUGAGCUGGAGGACGUUAUUCGACGUGUUCUCCGAGACCGCUACUGGCAGUCCGGGAUCUCGACAGGUUCCAUGGGCGAAUUUCACAGCAGAGUCAAAGCCUCCAAGUCCACACUCGAAGGGUUUGCAUCGUCGGUGCGCGGGAAGAUACGAGGGCACCUGGAACAAUGCUACAGCAUCCUCCAUACGCUGGGCAGGCUGGGCCCGACUUUCUACAGUAUGCCGCAACUCCCCGAGCUAAUCGCGCAAGCCGCUAUUGAUUCAGCGGCUCCGCUGAGUCCGCACCAUUUCUCUGUCAUGCUUCAGAUGCUACCGAAGUUGAUUGACGAAUGUCCGCCCGGAAGCCGGCAGCAUUUUCUCACCCCAAUCAUAUUCUCCGUUCUUGUGCAGAUGGACACUAAGCUCUCUAUGGAGUGGGAGAAGAUGAACCAGCGGAAACAGAACAAGCAUGACGAGGAGAAUCUAAGCGAGGAGAUGAGAGACGACUCAGUGCUGCGGCAGACUACCUAUCGGGCAGCCAGUUUGGUUGCGCACUGGUUAGCACCAAAGCGCGAUCAGGAUCUGAGUUCGAAAAAAUCGAUAGUCAAUCGCAGCCACUUGACAGACGGCACUCAACAAACGAUGCGGGAGUUUUUGCUCUCGAAUGUCCAGAUCCUGGAAAAGCUGCUUGUCCUCGUCACCCAUGCACUCGCGUUCAAGGAUAUGAAGUCGUCCAACCAGAUGCUCACGAGUGCGCAUCGUCUUGUCCCAGAGUUUGCGUCCGACCGCUUCAUCAGCGGCCAGGAAGCUGCUGCGGUGCGCGAGUACAUUUCGACCGAGAUGCUCAAGACGGCAAUCACUUGCUUGAACGACGGCUACUUUGCCGACCACCAGGUCUACUAUGCCCAGUUGAUAGCGACCAUCUGGCUUUCAUACGGCUUGCCGAGCCAUGUCCCCGCCACGGACACCACGCCCGCCCACGAACGUCCGCCGUUGACCUCGACGCCGCAGGACGUGAUCCUCAGCUUGCCCGGCAUGACCGAGGCUAAGGUCAGCCACGCCUCUGGCCUCCUUCUCAAGGAAGCCUCGGUGGGCAACCGGUCCAAGAGGCUCCGAGCCAUCAUCUUGGCACUCCUCGAGGGCGUGAGAGGCGUGCGGGUCAGCGAACUCGGUAAGAUCGACACGAGGCAGCAGCACUCCAAGAUACUAGAGAAAUACAAGCAGAGAGAGAUGUUGAGCAUGCAGGGUGUCGAGGACGCGGGACAGAAAAUUGGGGGAGGUACUGUCGACGACGGAACUGAUUUGGCGGGAGUGGCAGACAUGUUUGCUGGCUAG